GUCGUUUACAUAUCGGUAUAACUAAAUUUAAAAACUGAUACUUAUAUAAAUCGCGUCGGUCGUUAAAAAAAAUAACACAUAAAAAAACAACAUAUAUGAAGGAGUGGGUUACAAAUAAACAUAUUAAUUAAAUGUAGAAAAGUUGUUUCACAUUUGAAUAUUAAUAUGGGCUUGCCAUUGCUCUGCGACUGAAAAUUAAAUCGAUAACCAGAGAAUGUCACUCUCUGAAAAAAGAUAUCAAUUAGCAGCUCAUAAACGCAACAUAACAGAUCAAAAAUUAAGUUAUUACAAUCAAACAGCAAAAUAUUUUGAACGUGAAAGUCAAAAAGCUAAACAAUUCAACACUUGGAACGUUGAAGUUAAAUCAAUUCGCUGGGAUAAUAUUAAAAAAACCGAAACACUCAACUCAAGACGUAAUAAACUAAAAGUGCUCUUAAAGAGUGAAGACGAAGAAUAUAAACGUGAGUGUGAUAAAUUAAAAUCGCAUAAAAUAAAAACAAAAGACGAAAUAUCAUUGGAAGUACUUAAAGAUAAAUUAAAAGAAAAACGAGCUGAACUAAGUUUGUACAAUCCAAAUACUCAUCGUCGAUUAAAAUCAUAUUUUACUGAUCCCGUUGAAACAGAACGUUACGAUUCAAAAGAAUUAACCGAGCCAAUAACACGUAAUUUAUCUCGAUUAAGUUUUGAUAAUAAUUAUUAUUUAAACAAAAGAAUAUCAAAUUCUCCAUUUAAUAAUAAUUAUAAUUAUAAAAGAAAAUCAGCUAUGGAGUUUUCAAAUGAACAAAAUGAACAAAAUGAAAAAGCAUUUGAUGAAAGAGCUGUUGCAUUUAAUGAAAAUCGUACAAAAUCAUUAUCAGAUCAUAUGGACUAUGAAAAUUUUGGUAAAAGUGUAAAUUUUAUACCUGAUAGAAAAUAUACUGAACGUUACGCGCAUAGAAGUCUCGCAAAUACAAAUGUAUUUGACACUGCGGGACACUCAAAUGACUCAUAUGAAAAACAAAACAAUCACGACGAAACAUCAGUAAUGGAUACUUCAAAUGAAAAUUUAAAUGGUAAAAAUAUUGCUAACGAAAGUUCUGGAGAUGAUGUAAUUGAUUUUAAUUCAACAAAUAAAACAGUUAAUCAAGAAGAAUUUGGUGAUUUUGAAGGACUUAUUAAUUCAAGUAAAAAAGUUGAUGAUACAUUUGAAGAACAAGAUAAAAUGAUGUCAGAUUAUUCGGUUAAAGAAGAGACGACAAUUGACAAUUCAUCAGACAUGAUGGUAUUGUAUCUUACUCACAAUGAUUUAAAAACAAAAAUAAAUGAUCUUGAGGUCCGAGAACAUCGUGCUUGUAUGAAACAUCUUUGGGAAGAAACUUUACGUUUGAGAGAUAUGCGCAAUCGCUUGGAACUUUUGAGAGAAAAAAAAAUUUAUCAGCGAGAUGAUUUGCAAAUUGAUGAAGCAAAUAAACAAGUGGCGUUAAAGAAUAUCGAGAGACGUAGUAUUCAACUUAAAGAACGUGAAGAUACUUGCGCUGAUUCAAACAUGUACAGUGAAGAUGCAAAGCGUAUUUGGAACAAAUGGGUCGAGGAAGAUAAAAAUUCACCAAUUACUGAAGGAGACCAUUUGAGAGAGUCUCUGAUGAAACAAUUGGAGGAUGAGUGGCAUAGAUUAUCUGAAAGCGACCAGAAACUUAUUUCUCAAACUUACGCUGAUGUUAUGAGUAAUGCGUCAUUGCAAAAAGAAUUAGAAAUGCUGGCUAAAAAAGGAUUUCAUUAAACAUUUUUUUUUGUUCACGUUCUUAUUCUUGUUCAUUAAUGCGUUCAGUUCCGUAUUAUCAGUGGCUUCGGUAACUUUUUUUAAUUCCCUGAUAAUAACAUUUGACUAAUUAGUAUUUAUUUAAUCAAGUCGUUUUAAAGACUUUUUUUUUCGUUGAUAAAUAGUCAACAAAUUAUCUGAUAACAAUUAAAAAAAAACGACUAUUAACGUUUAACAAAGAAAAAUUAAUUAAUAUUUUUUGAUGCCGAAAAUUCUGCAUCAGUUGAGUUUAAAAAAUAGUAAAUCUUAUUUCCUUUACUGUUAAAAUAAAAAUUUAUUUUUUAUUACAGUUUUAGGAAAUUGAAUUUACAUUAUUGAUAUAAUCAAAGUGCUAAAACUAUUAAAAUUAAAAAAUAAUACUCAAAUAUUUUAUAAAAUUUAUUAUGACUAAAAAACAAAGUAACCUCAGCAUUAAUUCUAAUGUCCAAAUGCUACAAUUAGCUCAUUCAUUUUUUUACAAUGCUUUCAUAAUUAAAAAUAUGUAUUCGACCAUUUUUUUUUUAUGCAAUAGAAUUAGUUUCAAAAACUAUUGAAACAAUUAAAUAUAAAUUAUAGGAGUGUAUCCGUCCUGCUUGGUAAUGCUUUUGUAUCCUUAAAAAAUAGUUUUAAAAAUUUAUAACGACUAAUAUGUAACAAUUAUUAUACAAAAUUGAAUAUUGAAUACUAGUAUCUUUGUAUUUUAAUAUUUAUUUAUUUUUUUUUAUUUAUUAUUUAAAUCAAAAUAAAUCACGAGAAAAUAAUUAGAUGUAGAUAAGCAACAACGUCACAGCUCAUGAUAAAUUAAUUUCUAAGGUUUUUGUAUUGAAUUAUUCCUUAGUGACUAAACUAUUUUUUUCUAGUAGUUAAGCGAAAAAAAAAAGUUUUUCAAUUUUUUAAAAAUGAUUACACAA
Molecule: messenger RNA, 2688 nt
Organism: Microplitis demolitor
Lineage: Eukaryota; Metazoa; Arthropoda; Insecta; Hymenoptera; Braconidae
Exons: 3
Coding region: 215-1759 (514 amino acids)
Source: RefSeq, a predicted model, not a curated record